Messenger RNA from Oryzias latipes (Japanese medaka), 3902 nucleotides. RefSeq names its product ribonucleoprotein, PTB-binding 1 (gene raver1). The record is from RefSeq and is a predicted model, not a curated record. Lineage: Eukaryota; Metazoa; Chordata; Actinopteri; Beloniformes; Adrianichthyidae. Gene Ontology annotation, molecular function: mRNA binding. Gene Ontology annotation, cellular component: nucleus.
AGCCAUGUGUGUAUUGUUUAAACUGCUCAAAUCGAAGUGAGUUUUCAGGGUGACAAACUUCCACCACAGACAGAGCGUGAUGGCGGCUCCCGUGUCUGUUAGCACUGCUGGCAAGGAAGACAGCACAGACACCGGGCUCAGUUUUGCUUUUCGUCCAACUACCGGGAAUUGUGACCUCGCUGUGGAACAGGAUAACUGGAUGACCGGGGACCAGCGGUAUUCCGAAUCCGUACCCGAAGAGGAGGACGGGGCAUCGGGCCGCGAGAGUCAGCGGAGGGUCGAGGAGGACUUGAAAACACUGAGCACCGAAGAGAUUGAGGGUCGCUUGGAGAGAACUCGUCGGGAAUUUUACAACCGAAGGAAGAUUAUAAUAAAAAAUCUACCCGCCGAUAUCACUAAUCAGGAGGUCCAUGAGCUGCUGGGCAACUAUGAUCUGAAGUACUGUUUUGUUGACAAAUACAAGGGAACAGCGUUUGUAACGUUACUCAAUGGAGAGCAGGCCCAGUGUGCCAUUAAGGAGUUCCACCAACACCUUCUUCGGGACAGGGAGAUCUCUGUGCAGCUCCAGCCAACUGAUGCUCUACUGUGCAUUGCCAACUUACCUCAAGCCUUUACCCAGCAGCAGUUUGAGGAAUUGGUGCGACCGUUUGGCAACUUGGAGCGCUGUUUUCUAGUUUACAGUGCCACCACCGGGCACUCCAAGGGCUACGGCUUUGUAGAGUACAUGAAGAAGGACUCGGCUGCCAGGGCCAAGUCCGAACUCUUAGGAAAGCAGCUGGGCUCCCGUAUGCUGUACGUCCACUGGACCGAGGUGGGCGCACUCACGUACCCCCUGCUGCAUUCCAAGUGUCUGUGUGUGGACCGUCUGCCUGCAAGCCUACUCACAGCCCAGGACAUCCGCAGUGCCCUGGCUGAUACCCACGCUCCCGUUUUCUGCCAGUUGGCUCAGGGACAAGACGGAAGUUUCCGGCGUUUUGCUGUGUUAGAGUUCACCACUGCAGAGAUGGCUGAGGAAGCACAGCGUCUCACAGAUGGCAGGCUGCUGGGCGGGACGCACGUCAGGGUGUCCUUCUGUGCCCCGGGCCCUCCUGGAAGAAGUAUGCUGGCAGCUCUGAUUGCUGCACAAACCAUGGCUGUAAACAGAGGGAAAGGUCUCCUUCCUGACCCCACAGCUAUACAGAUCCUGUCGGGUCUCAAUAACCCCGCCACACUCAAGAUGCUGUUCAACCCUCUGCUGCAAGGAAACAAACAAGGCUUACUAGGGGCAGCCCCUGCGAUGCCACUGCUGGCGAACCCAGCUCUUUCAGCUGCCCUGCUUCAGCUGCUCCUUCAGAACCAGGCCAAGGCCCAGCAGGCUGGACUCAUUGGGGAGAAUCCUCUGGCUGCUCUUCCCGUCCAGCAGGGACUCCAUCUGCUGGGAGACCUCUCUCAAGGUGGUGGGGUGCCAGGGCUGGGUCUCCAGACAGAUGCUCGGCCUCAAGUGAGGCAAAUGGCACCGAGCAGAAGCAUGUCAGUGGAGGAUUCCCCUACAUCAACGUGCGGCUUCCCUCAGAGUUCCCCUCCCACACAACCAGGCAUUUCCAUGCCCCUCAUGGGUGGCAUGGUGGGGGCAGAUGGCCUCACAGCACAAGGGGUCCUGAGCGAUCAUUUGAAAGAUGUUGAUCUUCACCAGAGCACCUUUCUCCAUGUUGGCAAUGGUUUUGCUUCUGGUGCGAGCUGCAGACCUCACCCUUACAGGAAGAGGCUGGGUAAUGUUUCUAACCAGCACAUGCAUCACAGCAUGCAGCCAAGCUAUAACUUGCGUUACCAGGAUUCCUACAGCCCUGAAUACUCUUCUUUACAUCAGGAUCCUUUAGCCCACUUAUACGAACAGCAGGAGAACCUUGAUGCUGCAGCCUUGGCAGGAUUCAGCCAGCAGCUCUCUUAUCCACCUGGCUACGAGCGGUUUCCUCACUACACUCAUCCUCCCAGUCCACCCAUGUCUUCCUAUUUCAGUUCAGGACCAGAGGGUUCCAGCAACCGGAGCCUCCCUACUUCCCAUCUGAACAGAGCUGUUGGAGCGCCUCCUGUGAGCCACAAUGACUAUCACCCAGGUCUGGGCAAUCCUGCAAAGACUCCCAUUGGAAGCCACAAGCGCGUGUUCUCCAGGCUCAUCCCUUCCCCAGAACCAAGCCCAGAGGGCGGCUACGUAGGACAGCACUCCCAGGGCCUCGGCGGUCACUAUGCAGACUCCUACCUGAAGCGGAAACGUAUAUUCUGAACAUAGACAUUCGCGCAGGUAUCCCUCCUGAGAGACUCGUCAGACUGAGCUCUGGAGAGUGACCCCUGGAGGGCGCCGAGGAGUUAACCCGAUGAUGUCUGAACCCACAUGUCUUUGCGGCAAAUCUGUGGAUUCUCUUCUUUGCUUUCCCCCAAGCAGUUUGUUAAUUUUAUUUUUAAUGGGUUUAUAAUUUAACAUUUUACCUUUUUUUUAAAAAAAACUUUUCUCUUCAAAAUUUCAGUUAAACUUGUACAGUGAAAACAUGAAGUAAUUUUUUUCCUCCCUUUUAUUCUUUUUCUCCAUCAGUUCCUGUGUUUUGUGUCGUAACAGCAAACCUGGAAAUAUUCUGGCCAGUUUACAACAAUUAUAUAUUUUUUAUUUUACUUUUAGGCGUCUCACCAAAGGGAUACUGUCCACAACUUCAGGCAAAGGGACAUGCAUACUGUCAAAAGCAGCUUUUUUUUUAAAUGACCCUUCUUACUUGAUGUAAAAAAGUUCUGUAUUCUGUUUGCGAUAGUGUUUUGUGUCAUGUUUUUUUGGUUGUUUUUGCCAUCACAAUGUUGUAAAUUCUUUUUUUUUGUGUGCUGUUUUUUACUUUUUUUCAUUCAGGUAUUUGAUAAGUGCUUGCCAUGCAGUGUUCAAACCCUGAGGGGAAGCUGCAUGUUCACCAUUGUGAGGUGAAGCUUUCUGUUUGAUCAUUCUGGGAUGUUCUCUGAAGCCUUAAUAUUAUGCACGUUGUCUUUUGAUCCACACCCUCCAACCUGUUUGACAGAGUCUGUCAUCUGCACGGGGUGUCGGGCGACGCACUUGGAGGCACAGACCACGACUCAUCCGUUUUCCACUGUAAACAAUGACAUCUCCAAUAUCCUCAUUUGUCAAAUCAUCUCUGGUUAUGCGAGUUCUGUGUUUCUGCAGAACAUCUUUGAAUGUCUAAAAAAAUGUAUUACGGGAGAAAAAAAACUGAUGCUGCACCUCAUUAACAAGUCUGAAUUGGUGAGUUUACAGCUGCUGGAAUAAUGGACACAGCCUUUGUUUGAGCUGUUCUAGCAAUGCUGGGAGCCGGUCUGUGUGGGGACACACUAAUGGAAGCUAGUGGCAGGUGAUUGUUCAGUCACGUGAUUGUCAACAUUCUUUUUUUUUUUUUUUUCCAAAUUUUUUUCUAUAUAUGGGUGACAGUUUGAUUGUGAAAACUCAUUACCUCUGACUUCUGCUAAAAAGCGCAGCUACACUUGAGCCUUAACAGUGUUCUCUGUGAUCAUCCUGCCCUGUGUUGGCCUUAAUCAUUUGACUAUUUCUGUUCUUUAUUUUUAUUGCUGUGUAAACAGUUGAAAUGGAUCCUUUUUGGAGUCUAAAGCUUAUGUUUUCUUUAAUCCUACCUGCCUCUGGUCUGGUAUUUUUAAAUGAUGCUUGCUGCUAAUUGUAUUUUAAUUUUUGCCCCCCCCCUGUAUGUUCGAGGCUGAUGUGUUGAAGAGUGGCAUCACAGCAGACUGUUCAUGUUGUGUAUGGACCAAGAGAUGCAACUGUCUUGUUUGCUCAUAAUUCAGUUUGACUGAUUGAAUUUUGACUGCUUUGCUCUCAUCUGUACCGCCAUGAUUGUCUCUGUGUGUGUGACGUGUGCAAGUAAAUGUUAUUUAAACAUUCA